UCAAAUUCUACAGGAAAAUUUUUCAAAUAUAUUCUCAUUCAUAUACAUCCGUAUUUUGAUACGCUCACAAUUUUUUAACUUCCAUAUUUUCAACCCCAACAUUAGCCUUCAUCACCUGAUCUGAAAAACCUGCGCGAUGGUUCGAACUUCAGGGCAAAAAGUUUAUCCAAGUAAGUCUGAAGCCGACGGUGAGAUAGGAACAUAAAAUCGAGAAAUACUUUCGCCUCACCAAACGUAUUCAAUCGUAUAGCCCGAAAUGGAAGUAGAAGAAAUCUUGCUUGAAUUGGAGAAGAGUGGAAGAGACGGAAGCCUACAAAUUUUUAGAAAAAUGAUAACUUGCGGAACAGUUCCAUGUUGUCAAGUGGAAACUGCAGGAAUAGCCACGGGAGAGAAAACUACAUGGGAAGCAGUUUUAAAAAAAUUGUUGGAAAUUUUGGCUAACAGUCGAGAUUACGGGAAAGAGCAAAUUUUGCUUAUUCCACAUGCAUUUCUAGUGGUGUUAUCUAAACAAUAUAAGUUGGAACAAUUCAUAAAUAUUUUGAAAAGUUACUUAUUUCUGGAUAAUAAUUUCUCACGUUCUUUCGAUACGGAUUAUCAAAUCAAUGAUAUCAAUUUCUUCAAGUUGCUAAUUACUCACGGCUAUUUACAAGUUAAUCGCAAAGAGAUUUACGUCGAAGAAUUAUUGGAAUUAACUUUUGGAGUUUUGUAUUGCAACUGCGUACGAUACACAAGAUAUACCCAUCUUGCUUAUAAGGUAUUAGAAAAGUGGCUUAAGCGAACAUGUGAAACUGAUUUUUGGAACAAUGAUCACCCUAACGUGGAGAAACAAUUAGAGGUAAUUAUUUACUCGAACUGGGACAACUCGAUUAAAGAAGUGAGCAAACAGAAUUCAACGACGAUUUUCAAUCAAUAUCUGAGAAUCAUGAACAGAAAGUAUCAAGGUUUCAUUGAAUUUGUAUUCAAUGAUUGUCUCCACAACACGUCUUGGUCAAAUGAGUCAAAAUAUGUCAUAUUGUCCGAGAUUUGUGACGUUUGGGAAAAUGUUGAAGCUCUAAUGGAAGCGAAUUUUGUUCAAUCCAUGCUCACGAGCUUAACAAAAAAUUAUUUACGCUCUUCAGGAACUAAAUUAUAUAACGCAAUAACGAAUAAGCUUAGCGAUGAUCAGUGGAAAAAUGCAUUUGGAAUCCCUAUUAGUAUCAUGGUACUGCAAUGGGGAUCCGGACCACAAAAGGAUCAUCAAGCGCUCCAAUUCCUCUGUACUCAGUGGCUAGAACCAACGGUAAAAAAACGUCGCUUUCUUUUAAAUUUCCUGUGGGAACUGAAUGAAGACGUACCCGAUGUUUUAUUCCGUUCACAUCUGGCAAGAAUCUCUUCGGAAACAAGAAUUAUUUUGAAAACAGAUUCGCUUCCAAAUCUCUCACAAUCAGACCAUUGCGAUGAAAAUUUAAGAUUGAACAGCUUUGCUGCACACUGUCAAAAAAAUAUCUCUACUCACAAUAACGAUCUACAGAAUCAUUUUAAAAGUGUGAAGUAUUUUUUGUUUUAUAAUGCGAACUCUAGUUCAACAUUUUUGAGACGCGGUAUUAUCAAAUAUUUUAAACUAUUCCUUCUCAAUUUAUUGAAAUUGUGUAAUGUAAAAGAAAAUCUCGAUGACGAAGUAAUUUGUUUUUUCAAUUGGUUGCACAAUUUUCUUUUGGAUUCCUUUGAAAUUGGUUCAUGUUACCAGAGAAAAGUGUUGGGUCUAAAACUGUACGAUUUGAUCUUAUUUUAUACUAAUGAAAGAGUACUAAAUAUCGAACUGAAAAGUGACCCUCGAUAUAGAGAAGAUUUAUGUAACGGAUUUGAGACAAAACGAAAGUUGGAAAAAUUUGGAAAAUGGACAUUUACUUGCAAACGGAGUUUGCUCUGGUUACUGAAAUUGAUUUUGGAUCCGUCAGUUGACAUCAGGGAAAUUUCUACGGAAAUCAUAAUAGAGCAUUUCGAAGAAAAUUCAUUAGAAGCGACUGAAAAAAAGGUUUUAUUCGAUAUAGCAAUAUCAAAGUGCAGUUCAGCCAAAUUCUAUGAAACAGAAAGCGGAUCAAUGUUCCUGAGAAUACUUUCGAAAUGGUUUCCAUUCAAGGAAUUGAUUGCCAAAAUAGAAAACGAAGAUUCUUUUGAGCUCCAUAAAUCUUUGAAGCUCCACACCGGAUAUACGGAGUAUUUUUUACAUGAAGCCAAAAAUCAACUGUACCAUCUGAGGCAGGAUAUUUUGAAAGCCGCUGCACAAAAUUCACCAUUCCACGGCGUUUUGACCGCGUUAUUGAACGUUGGUUUUCGAAACAAUUUGAGCAAAGAAUCAAUCAAUGAGGAAUUUUUAAAAAAUUUAUUAGCACUUUUGGAGGAUGCAGUGCAUUUUUUAUUGUCAUUAUUGUCUUCGAAAUCAACCUCUUGCGAAUUAUCGUCGUCUUUCGCUGAGGUUGGUCUGGCGAUCAAUGAGACUGUACAAGACAGCGAAAUUUGUGAUGAAUAUGACGACAUUGUAUUAUCACCGGCAUAUCAAGUAGUUAUUACUUGCAUUUGGAUAUCUUUGAAGGUUUCAUGUGAAUUAUCGAGCGAAAUUGGAAUGCUUACGAUUUCGUCUGAAACGGUAGAACGUUCUGCAAAUCUCAUAACUUCGGUUCUGAUGAAAUGUCGUCACAAAGGUGCCAUUGAAGCCGCUGGAGUAGCAAUUGGUCUCUUAACAAGAAAAUUGGUAAACGUUAUGGAAUACAAGAAUCUUCCAGAAGAAUGGUUGAAUAAUCUAAUUUCAAGCAACAAGAUCACCCCGAAUUUAACUCGACGAAGUGCAGGAUUAUCAAUAAUGUUUCAUCGAAUUGUCGCUAAUGAUACUAGGCACGGAAAACCAAUUGUACAUAUCGCAGUCAGAAAUCUACUAGACUUACUAGAUAAUAACGAAGAAACUACGAUCGAGAAUGAAUCUUACCAAGAUUUACCACGUGCUAAACACUUGCAUUUUCUUCAAAGGCUAGUUGCAGACAGCGAUUUACAUGCCCAAGUGGUUCCUUAUCUGGAAAGAAUUACAAUGACGUGUUUCAAAAACCUCGAAUCAGAAAUUUGGACUGUACGCAAUGCGAGUCUCCAAUUAUUCGGAGUGAUAGUUCCAAGAAUAACUGGCCAGCACAGAGGUGGGCAAACAUUGGAAUUUGGUAAUGGCUAUUCUGUUGAACAUUUCAUAACUCACUAUGAAAAAUUAGCGAAUCAUUUAUUCAUGGAAUUAAAAAAUGCUGCAUUCUGGAACAAUGAUUUAAAUACAACUUUGAAAAUACAUUCGGCAGUUGUGCCGAGUUUAAUUCUUUUCACUAGGAUGUCUACAGGCGGAUCAGAUCUAAUAGAUUACUCUUCGAAGACGUACAUAGUCGAGGUAAAAUAUUACCUAAAAAUUUUAUUUGCCAGUUCAAUUGGGAACGUGAGAUUAUUAGCUGCAAAAGCUUACACUGCAUUAGUUGAAUUUCCUUGGUUGACUCAGGAACUCGAAAACUUGAAACAAGAUCUCCAAAAAAGAAAUCAUCCCAAUAUUGCACAUGGCUACAGAUGUGCAAUAAAAUAUCUCGGUGAAAGAUUAAAAGUAGAAAAUAACGUCGAUUUUGUCUCAUCGGCAUCUAAUGACGUUUUGCGGGAAAGCCUUCUUGAUCUAACUGGUACUAACAUUUUGAUAGAAAAAGGUCAAUCAAUGGCUGAAAUAUUGGAAUACUUUUACAUUAAAGCACUCGAUGAUGACGAGGUUGUUCGUAUGUCAGCAGCCGAAUGCUUAGUGUAUUUAUUCAUGAAUUUUGGCGAAAUUGAAAAUGUAGAAAAAUUAAAAAUCCUUAGGAUAUGUUUGUCACUAUUGAAGGACGAAGCAUCGGACAUAAGAGAAAUAACUAGGACGAGUCUCGUUAACAUUUUAAAGCAUGGCAAAAAUGCUGUUCCUCUAUUAGGUGAGAUUCUGUAUUAUAGAAUCUUGAGUGAUAUAAUAAUGAAUGAAGGCAACUAUGCUAAUUAUUUGAAUAUCGAAGUGGUUGACUUUUUUCUAGACUGCAUAGAAUCUAUAAAUUGCGGGAAAGAAAGUACGACUCUGGUCGAGAGCCCUUUUGAUCACGAAGCAGACGCAACAUCUGCCGAAGAAACAAAGCUAUUGAACAUCCUAUUUUACGGUAUGUCAAUUUUGAAAGAGAUCAAAGCACUAAAAAAUUAUCCAUUACACGACCAAAACCGAACUUCAAUCGAUUUUGAUUGUCUCAUGCAAAGUAAUAUCAAAUUCCACUCAAAAACUAGAAUAGAUUUCACCGAUUUGAAGACAAUUUUAGAUCUAAGUUACAACGAUUACAUGACGAUUAAAAAAAAUGUUGCUCUCGAAUUAUGCAAGUCAAUUUCAAUUAGAUGAUCACGUGUGAUAGUUCAGAUGAAAAAUUAUAUCAACUUCAACGACGUAAACAACGUGCCGUACCUUAUUUAUUUUCGAACUACGUGGAAUAAAAUGCAGAAGUGAAAAGUAAAAAAAAAAAACAGAUAAUUAAAAUCCGACAUAGUUAUAAGUAUCUAUAAAAUAUGUUUAUUUUAUCAUAAAUAUAAAAACAGGACUCAUAUAAAUUAAUUGAUAUCUGUUGUACAAAUUAGUUGAAUUCAAACUGUAUUGAUGAAAUGAAAUAAUUAAACAUUGAAAUCGGCAUUCUAUAAUUCACAAUUGAAAUGUAAAAAAAAAAUACCUGAACAUUCUCUUGUAACUUGGCUUGAAAAAAAAGGAGAAAAAAAAAUUAAAAAAAUAAAUCGCAUAGAAUAGUCCUGAGAGUAAUUAUAAAAUAUAGUAACUUAAGUGAAGGUGAAACUGAUACAAAUGUACAAUUACGUUAAGGAUUAUGUUUCUUUCUUUUUUUCUUUAUAACUUAUCAUCAUCUUUCAUAAAUAAAAUGCAUAUUUUCUUUUA
This is a messenger RNA of Athalia rosae (coleseed sawfly), 4942 nucleotides long. RefSeq lists its product as uncharacterized. Gene Ontology annotation, cellular component: cytosol. The record is from RefSeq and is a predicted model, not a curated record. The transcript is spliced from 10 exons. Gene Ontology annotation, biological process: tRNA methylation. NCBI's taxonomy places the organism in Eukaryota, Metazoa, Arthropoda, Insecta, Hymenoptera, Athaliidae. The coding region runs from base 257 to 4402 and encodes 1381 amino acids.